Molecule: messenger RNA, 3151 nt
Organism: Scophthalmus maximus (turbot)
Lineage: Eukaryota; Metazoa; Chordata; Actinopteri; Pleuronectiformes; Scophthalmidae
Gene: rerglb
Product: RERG/RAS-like b
Exons: 6
Coding region: 623-1240 (205 amino acids)
Molecular function (GO): GTPase activity; GTP binding
Source: RefSeq, a predicted model, not a curated record
UUUUACGCUGCGCCCCUGACUCACUAUAUUGCUUCAGCCUGGUGAGCUGCCAUCGUACGAUUGAUAAAGUAUGUGACCGGAGUCAUCAACAUUUUUUCCCGACAGUGUCACUGCCUAUGUUUCAUGUAAACACACGGACCAAUUUCGAUUCAGAAUGACGUCGCCCGAGAUCAGCAGGAAGUUACAGAUCUUAUUACGGAGAGUUCAACAAUCACUCCACCCCCGAGGAAACAGAGACGCAGUUUUCUUGAUUUAACCCCGAUGAAAGGCCACAUUUCUGCCAGAGAAAGAGAGAAAACUGUUGAAAAGCUGGGAAAUAAUCCUCAUUUAUUUUAAAAUUAUGCUUAAUUAUGUUAGAAUUUUGUCUUACGAAGUAGGUGUAAAGCGAAACACAUUUGCAUCCUGCGUGUGUAUUCUUGUCCUUGUGGACUUGUUCAGUAUUUAACCAAGACAACGAUCGACAUGUUUAAUGUGAAACAGCCCUUUGAAGAGGAAGAGGGGGCAGUCCUGUGCUCCCAUCCAGCCUGGACUGUAGGGAGCAUUUAGUGUUCCGACGCUAACCCAGAUACCAGACACAACACGGAGCCAGAGAGACAGGCCGAGGACCCGACGGAGCACAGGCAUGAACGACAUCAAGCUGGCCCUGCUGGGGAGCCAGGGGGCUGGGAAGUCAGCUGUCCUUGUGCGCUUCCUGACCAGGCGCUUCAUCGGCGAAUAUGCCUCAAACACCAAUUCCCUGUACCAUAAAAGGUUGUCCAUCGACGGCAGGCAGCUGAACCUUGAAGUGUUUGACCCCUGCUCUCAGAGCUCCGAGGCCAGGUGUAUACUGGAGGAGCCGGUGGACUGGGCAGACGGCUUCGUGGUGGUGUACAACAUCAGCGACCGCACUUCCUUCAUCAACGCCAAGAACAUCCUGCGGCAGAUUCGGGAGGCACGCGUGGAAAACUGCAAAGGGGAGAUGGAGGUUCCCGUGUGCCUGGUGGGGAACAAGCAGGACCUGUGCCACGCGCGACAGGUUAAUGAGGACGAGGGCCGCCGCCUGGCACAGGAGAACCGCUGUCACUUCCAGGAGGUGUCGGCGGCCGAGGGCUACCAGGACAUCGCCAACCUCUUCACGCAGCUCAUCCGGCAGGUGAUGGACCACCUGAAGUACCGAGCUGACCGCCGGCGCUACAGUGGCUCCAAGUCCAUGGCCAAACUCAUCAACAACGUGUUUGGCAAGAGGAGGAAGUCGGUGUGAUGUUCCGGAGACGUCAGUGGAUAAUCAGCCGGAGGGACUGUGUGUGACUGUGGAUCCAUGAUAAAGGGAACUGGCCAAGAGGUUACACGCUGUGUGUGAAACCUGUUGCGUGUAUACGCAGUCGUACAAACACCAACCCCGUGUUCACGGUGUGAGCAUCAUGGGGGUGGUCGGUGGGAGGCUUUGGAAGUUGUCUGUGGGCCUGCAUCUGCCAAAAGCACCAGGCAAACAUUAGUCUUGUACAAUGUGUCAUUCAUAUUGAACCAGUUUCAGUUUCAAUACCAUUGAUCAAUUUUUCUUGCUUAUCUGAGUUUUAACAAAUUAUUACAUGGCAUACACUGUGUUUGGCUAAUUAGAGCUCUGCUUAGAUUGAAAUGGUAUAUGUAUAGGUAUAGUUAAAGCUUUGAGGUCAUUAACCUAAAGUCCAAGUUACAAUAAGAAUAACCAUGGUGAACCAUGGGUGUGUGAGGUCUUUCAUAAAACAGACCUAACUUCUCACACACAGUGUCCACUGUGUCCUUCAAUCCAAGAACUACGCAAAUGUGGCCUAAAACCAUAUAAUCGUGAUUAAAUCAGGACAUAGCUGAUCAAACAGCAAGUCCAACAAUGUAACAAAAACAGUCAGUGCAACCUCCAAGUAUAUUUAAUAGCUUUUGAUACGGACACAGUCAAAAAAAACAACAACCCAAGAGUAGUUACAGCUGUUUUCCAAGCAUAAUUCCUGGCGGGUUUAUUACUGUAGCUUUCUCCCAUUGAACCUCACCAGACGGUUCAUGCGUUCAUCUUGAAACACAGAUCCCCACAUGGAGGCUCACGUCGUCCGAUUAGCCAGAGCCACCGCGGUCUCCCUCAUCAGUGUGCCCACAGUGUGUCACUAACGGUUGGGGCCAACACCGCCGCACGCUGACUGAACAUGUCAACACGCCACAUUCAAACCGUGGCCCUGAGCGUCUCGUUGCAGCUGUGCCCUGCAGCUGUACGGUUCACGGGAAAAACCCUUAUCAGUUCAUUGUUGUGCAGCCUGCUGCUCAGGUUUUAUGAUUUUAAAUGAGGGAAAAGGCCAGUUUUGAUGCAUUUUACUGACACUUUUGUGGAUAUUUUGUAUCAAUUUUUUUAUCGUUUCAUAAUACUGCAACUUUUUGUCUCUGUUUAUAGUUGCUUGCCAUCCUUUUGAUUGUAACGUGUCACAAGUUCACCGAGGAGGAGGCCCUGGGGCAAAGAUUUGUUUUUUACCUCCACAGCAAUAUAGGAUGUUUAAUCAUUUCCCCCAGGCACCCAGAGGCACCCACCAGUACUCAGAGGCAGACAUGAUAAGAUGAUUAAUUGAUUAGUCACUUAAGUGGUGCUUAACUGAACUAGUGAACCCAGGCGCUGACAGACACGGGCCAAGAUGUAGGUGAACGGAAAACUUAUCGAAGUUGAUGACGAUGGUGGCGGAGAAGGAAGCAUCAGGACGACGAGGGGAGUGUGUGUGUGCGUGCGCGCGCGCAGUUAGUAGAGCAGCCUUUGCCCUGCUCCUUCUCUUUCUGCUCAUAUUGCAAUAUAUUAGUCAUGAUUGAUGAGGGCAUCAUUUAAAUAUGUUGACCAGUGCAAAAAAAUAUGCAACUGUCUCAUCUGAUGGAGUAUGUUUGUAUUAAUAAUAAUUAUUGUAUGUAUAUGGUCUUUUCUUUAAAAUACAUUAUGGAUCUGAACUCAAGACCAACAAAUACCAUUUGAGGACAUGAACUCUUUAAAGCUCUCCUGUCGUUCUUUAAAAAAAAAUCCAGUUAUGUCACCAUGAUGCCGCGCAGAAAGAAUGUACCACACUUUGUGAAAAAUAAGUAAUUCAAACACAUGCGCAGUGAUUUAGUGAUAAAUACCGUAAAAACAUUGGUCGUUCAAGAGGAAAUUAAAGUUAAACAUUGCCUAAUA